CUGCUAGACAUAAAAGGAGAACGAACCUUCGUUGAGACCACUCGUUCCUUACUCGCUGCUGCAGUGUUCACCCGUCCGCCGCCUCCUACGAUCAGGAAGCCGCCCGAAUGGCUCGCAGUGAGGCGUCCUUGCGGUCGGACCCGCACUUCGGCCUGGACUCCCGCUGGAGCUGGGUGACGGCGGCGUUCCUCAGCUGGUUGCUAUGCGGCGCCAUGAUGGCGCAGCAGUCGGCAGGCGUGCUCUUCUUCGGCAUCGUCGACACCUACGGCGUCAGCAGGGAGGAGGCGUCCUGGCCUCUCGUGCUCAGCUCCAGCGUCGUUUGCCUCACAGGCCCCGUCGUUGGAUACCUCUGCCGGCGUUUCUCCUGUCAACCGGUGCUGCUGUUCUUCUCUCUCGCCUCAGGCAUCUCAGUCUGCGUCUGCUUCUUUGCAAACGGUGUCCUCUUCCUCACAGUCGUCCUGGGAUUCGUGCAUGGAGCCGCGGUGUCGGGCGUCUUCGUCGGCGUCCAGGUGCUGGUGUCGCAGCACUUCGAGAAGCGGCGCGCCACCGCGUGCAGCCUCAUGUUCACCGUGUGCGGCCUCAACAUGUUCUUCGCCGCGCCGCUCGUGGACCUGUUCCGCGUCACGUACGGCAUAAAGGGCGCCUUCCUGCUGCUCGGCGGCCUCAUCCUGAACGCCUGCCCCGCCGUCAUCGUGGUGCGAAACCCCACCUGGAUGCAGGUCAGGGACCCCCCUACCGUCGGCAAGAAGGACGAGACCUUCCCGAAGGACAAGACGUCGGCGGAAGCUCCCCUGCUGACUUUAUAUUCCGAAAGUCGGGAACGCGCUUCCGAGGAGAAAAAAGCCGCUCUGGAAAGCAAAACAGAGCUGGCGCCACCCAAGGCGUCCGUGGGCACUAAUUACGCGAGGAACCUCAGGAACUUUUGCUCGAUCCUCCGCUACACGGCCUCCGUGAAACAAGCGCAAGAGGGGGUUUUGCAGGACGUAACCGCCAACGCGAGACGGUUUGCGACGCUCCGAUUUGCGCUGGACGCGCUCUCCUUCUCCGUAAUAAUCUUCGGACUGACAACGUUUUUCAUGCUGUACGUGGACAUCGCCACCGACAGAGGCGUCGUCCCAUCUCGAGCGGCCUUCCUCGUGUACGCCUUCGCGGCCGGCGACCUGGUCUGCAGGGCGCUGAGUGGCGUCGUCAUCGACUCGGGUCUCUUGACACUGGACUCUGUGAUGCUCUUCGGGUACGUUCUUCAAGCCGCUGGCUUCGAGCUGUUCGUCUGGCUCAGAACUUUCCCCACGAUGCUGGUGUGCUCGGCGCUCAUAGGAAUCAGCAACGGAUUCCGGCAUUCGCUGCAAGCGCCGCUGCUCGUUAGGGACUUCGGAAUAGAACAGCUGCCCGUAAUGAUGGGCGGCCUGUCUUUCUGCAAUGGUCUGCUGCUCUUGACGAGGCCGAUGCUGGUGGGUUACUACCGGGAUCAGCAGGGAUCCUACGAUGGCCUCCUUCACAUCGCGGGUGCCGUGAACGCCGCCUUUUGCUUCCUGUGGGCGAUAAGAAUAUUUAGCGAACGUAGACGCCAGUGGUCCCGAUGCGGGCCCUCCAAACAGCACCAAGAGGAGCUUGGCUUGUCUUGAGCGUCAACGCAGAAGAGAGCGGUGGUUUAAACAGCUCGCUUCGUCGAUUGUGGGCUUCCAGUCAAGAGGAGAAUCGACCCCGACUGCUCGAGAUUGCGAGACGCGUCGUGGAGUGCUGACAGAAGAGCACGUGCACUCUUCUCCUCGUGACGGCUUCGAACGCGAGAUGCUCGGGGUAUCGGGAGACAAACACUGCAGGAAAGGGGUGGUGCGCGCCAGCGCAAGAGACUUGUCGCCUUGCGUCGGGCCGCUGACACCGGUAUUUGUGAGGCGGAGCCCCAAUCGUCGCCGUUUGGAACAGUGUAUAUAUGGCUUCCUAUAUCGCUAAUCCCAGAAACUUGGGACAAAGAGAGACGGAAAUCGAGACUCUUUUUUGUGCGUCUCGUCUUCUCUGCCUUUCGUUCCAAGUUUAUGCAUUUAGCGCUAGAAAAGAUGUCGUAGCAACAAAGGCCGGUACUAAAGUCUGGCAAAAUGCAUGUAUGGCUUGACUCACUUUGGUCAACGCAAACAGGGCACCUAGUAGGUGCGGCUUGACUUGUUUUACUCGAGGGCUUCGUUAGUGCUCGUUUGAUAUCUUGGUCACGUUUCAGUUCGCAUUAUUUUCUUAUUGAUUCCGUAAGGCUGUUGUAUAAAUGUUAGGCAUGCUACAUAAAAGUGACACCUCUGUUUUCAAAUAGAGAGAAAAAGCUGGUGCAACUGGAAGAAAUUGCGAUGACCACGUGAUGCCAGUGAUUUGACGACGAAGGAUAUUCCGGCCUUUCGAUGCCCGGCAGAAAUAGAGGCUUAAAAUGCGCGCGUGCGCGAAGCGUGGGUUUAGCUACCCGAAGUUGGGGCUCACCAGCGCGCUGUGAUCGGCGUGACAGAAGGACAAUGUGUGGUGGGCAGUUGGGCAGCCAAUAGAUGAACUCACAGAAGAGGGACAACGCGGGAAUGUGGCGUCGACAGGAUGGGAGCGAUGAGGCAGGUUCUUUCUUCCAGGAACGAUACGCUAAGUGAAUUCGUCAUGACGCCGAAUAUUUGAGCACUGUUUCGUGUGAAUAUUGUAUUCUUUCAUUGUGCGCGAAUAUAUUUUUCUCAGAAAUCUCAAGUUGCUUCAGGUAGAUGAAAAUAGACUUUUUUUUUUAGAAAAAGAAAAAUAAGUUGCGAAGAACUUGCUCCGCACGGGUAGCUUAGAUAAAUUCAAGAGGAAUGACAGUUUGAGUUAUUACGUAUUACUUAUGGGUAUGGGUCUUUACGUACACGAACGUGGCAAUACCGAAGCUGGAAACCAAAGGUGGCGAAAAGAAUUAAUCUUACUGUCGAUUCAGGCAAAAUAUCAGAAAAAAGUCGAAGGUGUGGCUAAGGUAAUUAGGAAUCGUUAGCGAAAACUCACCAACAUCCGUGAUAUUGCCAGGAUAUAACUUCUCUUCCACGGGCUGUUUUUGCUGUUGAAAUUAGUAGUCCGGCACGUCUUAUGCGGUCAUGGAGGUAUGUGCCUAAAAAAGGCUAGAACAAUUAGGCAAAUGAAGAGACUAGGCGGAAAGCUGGUGGCAGAAAAGAAGGCUUUAAAUGAGCGUGUGUUUGAGUGGAUAUUAAAGUGGAAUUGAGCGACAGUAAUGUAGAUGAAAGAGUGUUCGAAGAAAGAAGAUAACUUGUAAUGAACGGCAUGUUAAAGGUGGGAAACUUUGGGCGUCAGAUAUGUGAGCACGUGUAAAAUCGCAACCAGGUUCGCAACAAAGUGCUAAAAUAAAAUAAAGAUGGUUAUUUUUGCACCAGCCACAACUGAACCGGAACGUAACUCGGGAGUGAAACCGAAAAAGAAAAAAGAUAUCGUUUUUCGGUACGCGUGAGGUACUUUCUCUGGAGGUUUUAAUCCUUGCGUUGCCUGAACUUGUGGCUUAACAGUGUUACGUCAUUUGUAAAUUAAGACGGGCUUGCUAUUACUUAACAUGUGCUGGCGCCGUUAUUGUGGUUGUCAGCGUGGGGUUCAGAAAACAGCCAUCUUAGAAAUGCACUCGUGAGCGUUUGACACUGUCAGCCGUCAAAUAGCUCUGCGAUCCUGGGAGACCAGCAUGAUCGCUGGAAUGAAGAAGCAUUAGAUAGCUAGGACGUUGGUUUUGGUCACACUAGUGCGUAAAUUGUAGUAGAUGAGAUGGAAAUCACGUAUUGCUUCUGAGGUGUUGUUCUACAAUAUAACUUUUGUUUUGACUUCUUGCGACACGAAGAGCAACGCACGUACCUAAUCAUUGUUUUUUUUUCACUCUUUCCGUGUAUCCCACGUGCGCCAUCGAUUUUCGUAACAAACGAAUUUGGGCCAUUUUCCUGUAGUCAGUCAUAGGUAACGCAGACGCACAUGAACCGUUGGAAAUUGGCUUGAACCGUUACAUUUCUUUUCCUCAGGAUUUGAAGCGGAUAUGAACAGCUUUUGACAAACGAAAGCGAGAGCCACAAAAAAAAAAAAAAAGAAAAGAAAAGAAAGAACCUUUCGGUUUGGCACUCUGACCAGGACAUUGUCGUCUUUUUUUGCAUUGGCCCUUUCAUGGUUUCGGUGUGACCACUACUGCAUUUCGAUUUCGUCUAGAGCAGAAAACGCCAUUACUGACAAUGGCAGAUCUCGUUCGCGAUAGAUGUCCAAGAGGCAGCAGACAACCCUGGAAUGUCGACCUAUCGCCGAUCGUCACACUAAAGUUUGGUCAAGGCCUUCUUGAGGUUUCUGCGUUCCAGUGACCUAUAUUAGAUUACACAUAGAUACGCCCGGUGUGCUCCAGCACACACAAUGCACGUGCACAAACACACAAAUGCACGCACGCGCAGACGCAAGCUCCCGCACUUCCGUUUUAUGCACGACUGCGUUCUUUCUUCGAUGUUCUUUCCGUCUUUCUAUCCGCCUUACCUUUACACUAGUAUAAGGCAGCAAACUUGAACCUGUUUCGAUUAACCUCCCUGCUCUUCGCAUCUCAUUUUCUUCUUUCACUCGGUGUCCAAGAAGUAAAUGGGCUCUGCAUGGGUGCUUCACACUGGAGCUAGGAAUGCUUUCUUUUCUUGCAGAUGCCGCUCCUUCUUUCGAGUUAAGAAGCAUUUCUUCUAUCGUAGACAAAUCGUUAUGCCUAUUUGGUUCGUACAUAUCUUAGCCCCUCCUUUCCGUCUCUCAACAAUAGAGAAAUGACAUAAACACUGAGAAAACAAACGUGUACUGAUGCCAUGACCUGUGGGAAUCGAUGUUACCCGAAGCAUUUUGCAGCUAGCUGGCUAUCCAGCGUCAUUUAUGGUACCACAAAGCAUUACAAUAUGGACCAAUGCGUUUGUGUAAGGCGAGUAGUCGUAUGCAUGACGCGAGCUUGUGUGAGACAGCAGGCCACUACGGCGACGAGGUCGGUAGCACUGUAGCUCCGCACUAGUAGCUCCGUACUGCAUUGGGGAUAUUAAUGAUAACACGUGACAAGAAGCCGGCGGAAAUUUGCAGGGCUAGCUUACGAAAUGCCUUGUCCGCUCUCGCUCUGCUGUUCGCCUAACGCCAAUGCAGCUGCCUUCGUCGUCGCGCCAAGAGUACGAUCUGGACAAGUGUCUUGACUUAGCAGGAGGAGGGGGCUCUUUGAGCUCAUUGGUGAUACGGGCGCUAUAACGUAAAGCUAUACAGAAGUUUUCUACUCCACUUCUGCAAUCAGCCCUCCAUGAUUGGUCAAGAAAUUUUCGGGGCACCGCCACUUCGCCUCUCUCUCAUGCGACAUCACGAAAACCACGAAAACGCCCCCAUCUGAUAUGAUGUGUGCACAUGGAUUAUGCGUGAUUAGACCGGACGAAAGAAAAAAAAAUAAUUAUUUCUCGUUCGACGCCUUUUUCGACAUAAUACUCUGCCAUUGAUCAAACGUUUUCUGGCUGCGCCCACUUCGCAUGUUUGUCACGCGACGUCACAAAACCACGAAAUGUCGUAGCGACAAAGUGACGUGUGCGUGUUAAAGACGCAUUAAUAUGCCGAACAAAACUGAUUUCUUUUCUGAAUAGCCGGAAGCUGCCCGGUUAAUAAAGGGAUAGAAGAUGGCUGCCCGCCGAUCACUCAGGCACUCGCUAUUCGGAGCGGCCGCGGAGCCUGGUUUCAUUUGCGUAUGAUAAACCUUUUUUCGUGGCAGCAUAACGUUAUCGAGCCCUUUCGGCACCUUGACGACGUCGCUCUGCCAACUCUUUGCUGAGGAUCCGUUCUGGCGGCAUUGUUAACGUUCCGUUGCACACCGCCGCGAUUUUCGAGGAAUCACCGCAAACUAAGCAAGGGGAAGCGGAUCAACCACUGACGCCGGUACCACUUUCUUCAUCCGCUUAUCUACUUUCACUGCGAUAGCUCGGCCCCAUCGAAACUCGCUCCACUUGAGCGUGCUCUUUGCCUCGUGCCAGCGAGUUCGAUAAGAAAAUCUACUCAAUGUAGGCAAUCCUAUUCACUUUGAAAGCAAAGAAGCGACCUCCUAUAAGCGAGGAGCGCGUUUGAUUGGGCUUUUCAAACAACGCUGCGGGUUACCGCCCGAUGCUUGCGUAAGUGGUCACGCAAAUUUAUGCCAGCAGAUUCGAAUAAUAACAGAUAAAAAAAAACAGAUUGGAAUAGCUUUACGUUAUAGGGCCCACAGUGAGGGUCGUUGUUCUAUCUACGUCCUCGUUAACCUCGGCGAUUUACGCUCACGAUAAAUGUCGCAAACUCCAUGCUCCGGCGAAGCAACGUUACAACCUACUGCGUUGCGACCUGGGUGGAUCCAAAAAGCACUGCUAUCUAACAAAGCGUCGUAGAUGGCUUGCUGCCGCGAGAAUAGAAUGGGAGCAACGAAACGCUGUAUAACCGAAUUGUUGUUACGCAACGUGACUCGAGCUGAGACCAUGGCAAGAUUGACUGUUACUGGCGCGUUUAAUUUCUGUGUCCGUUGCCCAAUAGAAAUUGGUUCGCGCGUCCGUGAUGUCGCUUGUGCUACGCUACGUGCCGCACUUGCGAAAUCGUCUACGAAAAAAGAAAUGAAAGAAAACAGCUGCGAUGGCUUUGUGCUGCUAAGUCAGAGGUCGCGGGAUCGAUUCAGGGCCGCGUCGGCCGCAUUUCGAUGGGGGCGAAACGCAUAAACCCAGAACCCCGGCUGGUAAAAGUUGUCUUUACGCUUGCACUGCGGCGUGUCUUCUAAUCAUGUUGUGGUUUUGCCAAAGCACAGAUUGAAUUCAGUUUGAAUUCUGAAAGGUUUAGUUCCCGUCGGCGCGAGAUGAGUAUGCGUGCGAUGGUUAUCUAAUUGCUAGAGCAGUGGACUCUUUGUGUUGGUAGACCGAGGUUUAGUGUCAGCAACUCUUUUCAGCUAAACCUCCCGGACUUUCGUGACAGUGGUUGCGGCCUUUUUGCCUGAUGGGCGUCUGCCUCGCGUCGACUAGCACGUGCGCUCGAGAUCACGUUCGCCUGAAAGCAUGCGCGCAUGCGCACCAGUUUCCAUUAGGCUAUGAACGGAAGUAUGGAAUGGUAAAAAAAAAAAGGAAAUGAUGCGUAACCGUAUCCCUGUCUUUCGCGUCCUACUUCUUUCGGCAUACGUCUGUCCUCGCCGUUCUUCUCGCGACAAACGUCACCUUCGUGACGUCACGCCACUUUCCGUCGAUCUCUCGCAGUGUUUAGUGAAGUCGCAGCGCGAAUUCGCACUGAGUGGCCUUUUGCUCAUUCCUGUUCAUUUUUACUCGCGUUGCUUAUUUCGGCCUAUAUUGUGAGUUGUGCAGCGCACGAACAUUGCAGCGGAUUGACGUUGCAGCUGGUGCGGUGCAUAAACAUAAACAUUUCACGAGAUUACACGUUGCACAGGUGAAAAUAAAGACGACUGUGCGUGUCGCAUUUAGUUUUCCAGCAUUUAAGCGACCGCUUCACGAAAGCUUUGCGCCGUACAGGCUCCAACAUGAUGUGCAUUGAAUGUGGAUAAUUAUUUUGUGUAAACUUAAGAUGCCCGAAACGAUGUGAACAGGUGUGCUCCGCAUUAAAAGAAACGUCAUCUA
Messenger RNA from Dermacentor andersoni, 7595 nucleotides. RefSeq names its product monocarboxylate transporter 14-like. The record is from RefSeq and is a predicted model, not a curated record. Gene Ontology annotation, molecular function: transmembrane transporter activity. NCBI's taxonomy places the organism in Eukaryota, Metazoa, Arthropoda, Arachnida, Ixodida, Ixodidae. Gene Ontology annotation, biological process: transmembrane transport.